AUGGAUUUAAACAUAUCCAGUCCAGUGGACCAGACGCCCAUAUCGUCUAUAAUACUCAAACAAAUAGGGAGAUGCUCGAGUCCAGCAGCUGCAGAGGCUCUGGCACCAGAUUCCGAUCAGCCGCAAAACGCAAAGUGGUUGCAGCCCAAGAGGCAACCACGAAGUAACCGGGACAGUCUAUGCGCUCGCAUGAACCACAACAACCGACAACGGAAAGCGACGCAGCAGUCCCGGAGAUGGGUCAUUGACAGCGAGGACAGCGUCGACUUGGCACGCAGCAGGUGCUGGCUGCCGAGCGACGCUGCCCGCAAGAAGCCCCGACUUGAGCGACAAGAAGCCUUCCGAGUGCCCGAGAUGGUGUACAUAUCCGACGUGGUCGAAAACGACGCCGAGCUGUACCGCUUGGGGCUCCUGUACGAUGACGACCAUGUGCGAGGUUCCGGCUUCAGCCUCAACACAAUCGUCCAUUCCAAUCCCGUCUAUCCCAUUCGCCCGGCUAAGCGUGCACAAAGAGGUAUCAACACUCAGUAUCUCGACGGCUGGGGCGAAUGCGACGAGGAUGGUCCUUUGAUACUUGGUCAACUCUUGACAUCCACUUUGGAUGUCCCAUCAACGCCAGAACAAGAACAACCAAACAUGUCUUAUCCAACUCCGGCAUCAACUCCAAGACAUAAUGGCGAUUUUGUGGGCAACAGGUCGGAGUCUGAAACGCAUACAGAGGGCAGACAAUCCGAACUAGAGGAGGAUUUCAUUUGUGAUUGGGACAUGCUUCCACGGUUACAACGGGAGUAUUCGAACACGAGCACUGUCGUCGAAAGUAUUGAAAUCGACGCAGGGGUGGCACUCGAGACUUGGAUAGUUCUGGGUGAGACUUGCAGCGAGUCUCAUUAG
Pestalotiopsis fici W106-1 is the source of this 891-nucleotide messenger RNA. RefSeq lists its product as uncharacterized. The transcript has a single exon. The record is from RefSeq and is a predicted model, not a curated record. Lineage: Eukaryota; Fungi; Ascomycota; Sordariomycetes; Amphisphaeriales; Sporocadaceae. The coding region runs from base 1 to 891 and encodes 296 amino acids.